Molecule: messenger RNA, 2121 nt
Organism: Helobdella robusta
Lineage: Eukaryota; Metazoa; Annelida; Clitellata; Rhynchobdellida; Glossiphoniidae
Exons: 5
Coding region: 1-2121 (706 amino acids)
Source: RefSeq, a predicted model, not a curated record
AUGUCGGACAAUACGGCCACGAUAUUGGGCGACGACACAAAAACGGAUGACCCUCCAACUUCACAAGAACCGAAAAAGGUUGCAGGUAAUAAAACGAAGCUUGAUAGAUCCAGUGACGAGGAAAGCAAAACGAAAAAGUCUCAAAUCAAGAAAUCUGACGAUGAAGCAGGAAGUGAAAAUUCAAGUGAAGACUCAGGCGUUAAAAAGUCUGCAGCAAAAGUUUCUAAAAAGGAAAAACUGAAUACUAAAUCUUCGGAUGAUGAAACAAAAACUACUACCUCUAAAAAAAGUACUGAUAAAUCUGCAUCAUCAAAAACUGGUUCGAGCACUCCUGCUACAAAAACCGGAUCAACAUCAAAAAAAGAAAAAAGUGUGACAUCUACCGAAAAAGAUUCGAGUGCUGCAUCGAAAGAGAAUGAAAAAAGUUCUUUAAAAACUGAUUCAACGGUUAGUACUACAAAUAUUAAAAAUAACAAAAAAUCAGCAACAAGCACCGCCACGGGAUCAACUGAAAGUAAAACUUCCUCUACAGAAACUAAAAAGUCAAUGAGUACUACUGCUGGAUCAACUGAAACCACAAAAUCGGUGGCAAGCACUGGAACGACAGCGACAAAAACGCCAAGUUCAAUAAAUAAAAUACCGAACAAAAGUGCAGUCGAUGUCAAACCUGGAGAAAAAACAUCAUCAGCGGAUGAAAAGAAUAAAUUACCUUCACUUUCAUCCACAACAACAAACACAGGCACCGCUUCUUCAACAGGAUCAGUCAGUAUAAAGUCUAACGUAAAAUCGGAUUUGGCGACAACUCCAUCAUCACAUAUUAAAGCCCUGGAACAGACUCCUGGAAGUAAAUCAAGUUCCCAUGCAACUCCUUCAACCAGUGUACCCGCUUUUCCACCCGAUGAUCAAAGAAGAGUAAGCGAUCAAUUUUCAGACAAAUCAAAAAAGAAACGUAAGAAGAAGAAAAAGAAACGAAAAAAAAAAAAAAGAAGGAAAAAUAAAAAUGAAGAAAGUGGCGAAACUAGUGAAGAUAAAAGUGCUAGUGAAGAGAGCAAAAAAAAGGAAAAGAAAAAACGAAAAAAGAAAAAAGAUUCUGGUUGUGAGAACACGGAGCAAGUAAUUAAAGUGGUUCAUCAGUUGGACGAAGGAAUGAUGCCACCUUUCAGACCCCCGUUUUUUACUCAAUGCAAAAAAUGUCCUAAAUGUAAAGCCUCUUCUUCUCACAGUUCCGAAUCAGGUUCUGGAAAGAAAAAAAAAAGAAAAGACGACGAGAACAAUUUGUCCCAUGAGCAAAUAUCUCCUUGUGACAUGUUUCAAAAUUUAAAUAUACCUCCAAUGCAACCUUUCCUACCCUUCAUGUCGCCAACUAUGCUGCCUCCUCCUCCUUUUGUUUCAGCAGAUUUCCACAAAAAAUCUGACCCGAAUACAAUUCUUAAGGAAGAAAUCAAAAGAUUGAAAGAACAAGCCUUACAGAGUGCCAAACCUGUUGAUGAACUAAAUUGGAAUUCAUUACGCGAGAAAUAUGGUAUCAGAGAUAUACCAGAAGCGUUGCUGGUUGAACAUCGCGGUCUCAUCGAAAAGAUCAAAAGCCAUUGCCGUUAUGUUAAAAGUUACAAAGAUAUUCAGGCAUUGGAUGCUUUAAUCAAAGCCUUAUUUAACAAAGUGAAGCUGAACGAAAGCGUGAAAGAAUUAGCUUUUGCUAUUGCCAAAAAACAAAAAGAAGAAAAGAAGAAAGCAAAAAAAGAAGGCAGACUGACAAAAGAAUGCGAUGGAGAAAGUGUAUCAAGCGAUUUAGAAAUCGAAAAUCUAAAAAACCAAUUCAGAUUUUUGAAAAGAUCAUUUGAAAUGACGAGAAAAUUCAACAAAACUAAGACGACUCUGACGAAUGAAUUGAAAUCAUUUCUAACGAAUGAACUGAAGGAACGGAUGGACAAAAUGCUGACAGAAAUACGUUUGAAUGCUGAAGAUCCAACGGGCAAAGAGUACAAGAAACGACUUGAAAUAAAAAAUAAUGAGACUUUGACGAAACAGCUUGAAUUAAUGAAGGCACGCCAUCCGAAUGCCAAAGAAAUUAUAAUUGGGACCAAUCCCAUCACGCAAGAAUUGGAAGCUAUUGUAAAUUGA